AUGGCUUCUGGACAUGGUGCCUUCGUGCUUGCCGCCGCCAUGUUGGCUGCCCCUCUUGCUUCUGCCUCCGGGAUGACGAUCAACCUGACCACGCCGACCGUAUGGCAGCGAGGCACGAACGUCAACGAGACGUGGGCAUCGGAUGUGGGGCCUUAUAACUCCGGGAUGUUCGACCUGCUCCUUGUCAAUCAUAAUUCAACGGGAGCGACCCGAUAUACGCUCGCCACAAAUGUCCUCACCUACUAUGAAAUAUUCUGGUUCAUAGUGCCGAAUGUUCCCGUCUCGUCCAACUACACAUUGCAAGCGGUGAACCUCACGAACUAUGCGGACGUAUACGACCAGAGCGGCACGUUCUCUAUAGAUUGA
This is a messenger RNA of Postia placenta MAD-698-R-SB12, 366 nucleotides long. RefSeq lists its product as hypothetical. Bases 1 to 366 code for a protein of 121 amino acids. NCBI's taxonomy places the organism in Eukaryota, Fungi, Basidiomycota, Agaricomycetes, Polyporales, Adustoporiaceae. The transcript is spliced from 4 exons. The record is from RefSeq and is a predicted model, not a curated record.